GGAAUGGGCAGACUGUGUGCGCAUGAUGAUGUUGUUUUGCCUUGUUUGCCAAUCACUAAAAUCUCACACUUCAUCUCUUCCAUCUUCCUCUUUGUCUACAAUAUCUUUAGUCGAUAUCCGUACUAAUGACAGCUGUCCUUCUCUUCCUCUGACUUGAUCUCUUUUUUCCUUCUCUUCUAUCGGCCUUGCUAUCAUGGCAUCCCUUCUCUCGUCCACGCCUCUCCACCUGCAAAAGGCCGAAGAAUACCGCAAACCACCUCCCAAAGGCCAACCAUACUCAAUAGCCAUCCCGGGCUCUCAGAAACAAGGAAGGACACCUGUAUACCGCCAUCAAAAAUGUCGCGAUGGGGUUCUCCAAACUCUCGACCCUGCCGUCCUCACCGGCCAUGACAUGUUCGAGUUCGCUGCCCAGAAAUACCCUCAUGCUCCCUGUCUAGGCUAUCGACCAUGGGUCUCAUCUCAAAAGGCAUACGGCCCCUACGAGUGGCUGGACUAUGAGACCGUACAAAAGAGAAGGGCAGACUUUGGCGCCGGGCUUGUUGAAAUCCAUGCAAGAGAAGGCGUCACCGGGGCACAGUACGGUGUUGGAUUAUGGUGUCAGAACAGACCCGAAUGGCAGUUGACCGACCUGGCCUGCAUGUCGCAGUCGUUGUUCUCAGUUUCUCUCUACGACACUCUCGGCCCAGAGACCUCCGAGUACAUCAUCCGCCACGCAAACCUCGCCUGUGUUGUUUGCUCUCUAUCCCAUGUGCCGACGCUGCUGAAGCUCAAGCCACGCCUCUCCAACCUGAAAAUUGUCGUCGUCCUUGAUCCUCUCGAUUCCGCGCCCAAUGAGAAACCCGAGCUGUCGAAACAGGUCCUCCUGGACACAAUGGCCGCAGAUGUAGGGUUGAAAAUCUACUCCCUCGAAACCGUGGAACAGCUGGGAGCAUCGCUCGGCCGGCCAUACAACCCACCUAGACCUUCCGACGCCAUUACCAUCAACUACACGUCGGGCACGACCGGCCCACCCAAGGGCGUCCUCCUCACACAUGCCAUGGCUGUCGCAGCAACGUCAUCUUCACUGGUCUCAUCCUCUGCAGACAAGAACUCCAGGAUGCUCAGCUACCUCCCUCUCGCGCACAUCUACGGCCGUCUCCUCGAGCACAGCUCCAUCUGGGCUGGCAGCCGGAUCGGCUACUUCCACGGCAACGUACUUGAACUAGUCGACGACCUCAAACUCAUCCGGCCCACGACAUUCGCCUCGGUCCCAAGACUCUUCAACCGCUUUGGCGGCGCCAUCAAAGCCCAGACCGUCGAGCAGCCCGGCGUCAAAGGCUCACUGUCUCGGUACAUUGUGCGCACGAAGCUGGCCAAUGCCAAUCCCAGCACCAACCCGUCCCCGACAUACACCCACCCCAUAUACGACCGGAUCUGGGGCCGCAAGGUCGCGGGAGCUCUGGGCCUCGACCGCGCGCACACCAUGGUCUCCGGGUCCGCGCCGCUAGACCCCUCCCUCCAGCAAUUCCUGCGCGUCGUCUUCUCGUCCCGCGUCUUCCAAGGCUACGGCCUUACCGAGACCUACGCCAUGGCGCUGACCCAGCCUAUCGACGACUUCAGCGUGGGCAAUUGCGGCGCCGUCGCGCCCUGCCAAGAAGCGUGCCUCAUCUCCGUUCCGGACAUGGAGUACACGGUCGACGACAAGCCGUACCCGCGAGGUGAAUUGCUCCUCCGCGGCGCCUCCGUGUUCAAGGGAUACCACAAGAACGACGAGGAGACGGCCAAGGCCUUCACCGACGACGGCUGGUUCAAGACGGGCGACAUCUGCAGCGUCGACGAGCUGGGCCGGUUCCGCAUCAUCGAUCGCCGCAAGAACGUCCUCAAACUCGCGCAGGGCGAGUACAUCUCUCCCGAGCGCAUCGAGGGCGUCUACUUGUCUAGCUGCACGUAUCUGGCGCAGGCGUUCGUCCAUGGCGACAGCGUUCAAACGUUCCUGGUCGCUGUGUUUGGCGUGCAGCCUGAUACAUUCGCGGGGUUCGCGAGUAAAGUGCUCGGCAAGCAGAUCGGACCCACAGAUAUCGAAUCGAUCAAAGCUGCGUGCGAGGAGCCCAAGGUCAAAGAGGCGGUGCUGAAGGAUCUGGACAAAGCAGGCCGGAGGAAGAAUUUCGCCGGGUACGAGCGCGUGAAGAAUAUCAAGUUAUAUGUCGAGCCGUUCACCGUGGACAACGAGUUGCUUACGCCGACGCUCAAGCUUAAGAGGCCUGUGGCGGCGAAGAAGUAUAGGGGUGUGCUGGAUCAACUGUACGCUGAAGCUCUGGAGAAGGAGAAGCAGACUGCGGUGAAGGCGAAGUUGUGAUUCAUGUUUUCCUGCAUUGCGAAUAGGUUGUGCGCCUGAACGGCCAAGGGCUGCAUUUGGAUAGAGACAUGUUUCCAUCACCGGUGAUGAUAGAGAAGCUAGACUAGAUGCCAUGAGAAGAAUAUAAAUGCGCAAUCAGGUG
Exophiala xenobiotica is the source of this 2477-nucleotide messenger RNA. RefSeq lists its product as uncharacterized. Gene Ontology annotation, cellular component: membrane; endoplasmic reticulum. The record is from RefSeq and is a predicted model, not a curated record. Bases 194 to 2335 code for a protein of 713 amino acids. Gene Ontology annotation, biological process: long-chain fatty acid metabolic process. Gene Ontology annotation, molecular function: long-chain fatty acid-CoA ligase activity. The transcript has a single exon. NCBI's taxonomy places the organism in Eukaryota, Fungi, Ascomycota, Eurotiomycetes, Chaetothyriales, Herpotrichiellaceae.